This is a messenger RNA of Triticum aestivum (bread wheat), 2116 nucleotides long. Its product is annotated as pheophytinase, chloroplastic. Lineage: Eukaryota; Viridiplantae; Streptophyta; Magnoliopsida; Poales; Poaceae. Gene Ontology annotation, molecular function: pheophytinase activity. The coding region runs from base 359 to 1822 and encodes 487 amino acids. The transcript has 6 exons. Gene Ontology annotation, biological process: chlorophyll catabolic process. Gene Ontology annotation, cellular component: chloroplast. The record is from RefSeq and is a predicted model, not a curated record.
GGGAGACGGGGUUGGAAGCUUCAGAGCCAGGAGCGGGAUGUGGAGAGGGGGAAGAAGACAAGCGGAGGUAGGAGUUACCCGGACGCAAAAUGGGUUCGGUAGGAGUGAUCUGAACGCAAGAAUUUGAUGGUGCACCAAGGCCUUCCAGAUCAAAACCACCCCCCGUCGGUCCUCGCCACUUACUGGUAGUACAUCUGUUCCGUCUUUCGCCGAACACGCCUCGCGCGCCGAAGCACGCUACCUGGAACUGGAAGGUGUUCUUCCUCCUCCGCUCUACUGUGCUCCCGUGGCGCGGAGAUCCAACCGGAGCUGGACCGACUCCUUUUGCCGAACCAGUGUGCUAGCUACUGAAGCGGCCAUGGAAGUGGUUUCUUCCAGUCACUCUUGCUUGGCAUUUCAUCAAACACCUACCAGUGCUCGGAGGUCUCUGGGCACUGGUCUUGGUCUGCGGCAUACCAAGUUUGCUCGGCCAAGAAAAAGCGCAGUUCUCUGUGUUGGGAGAGCUUCAAAUCCUGGUGAUUCAGGAAAGCUGCAUGUCAGCCGCAGCUUCGAUGUAAGCGAUGUCGAUGCUGCCCUCCAGGGCAUCUCCAAGAAGGUAGGCCAGAUCGAGAAAGUGUCCAUUCCUGGUCUGCCAGAAGGGCCAGACAGUUCUCAAAUCAGCACUGGUUUGUGGGAGUGGAAGCCGAAGCUGACGGUAUACUACGAGAAGUCUGGCACCAAGAAUAGCAAGGCGCCAGCAGUGCUUUUUCUACCAGGUUUUGGGGUGGGCACGUUCCAUUUUGAGAAGCAAUUGAUGGAUCUUGGCCGUGAUUACAAGGUGUGGACGAUGGAUUUUCUGGGACAGGGAAUGUCAUUGGCGUGUGAAGAUCCCGCUCCUAAGGCCAUGGCGGAGGAGGAUGAGGAAUCAUAUUGGGGUUUUGGACAAGAUUCACAACCAUGGGCAGAUGAAUUGGUGUACUCUGUAGACUUGUGGCGUGACCAGGUCCAGCACUUCAUUGAAGAGGUUAUCGGUGAGCCAGUUUAUAUCGUGGGAAACUCUCUUGGAGGUUUUGUUGCUCUAUAUUUAGCUGCAUCCAGCCCACACCUUGUAAAGGGGGUCACAUUGCUUAACGCAACGCCAUUUUGGGGUUUCCUUCCCAAUCCUGCAAGAUCUCCUCGUUUGUCAAAGAUUUUUCCAUGGGCUGGGACAUUUCCUCUUCCAUCAGUUGUGAGGAAACUUACUGAAACAGUGUGGCAGAAGAUAAGCGACCCAAGAAGUAUACAGAAGAUACUCAGGCAAGUAUAUGCUGACCACUCAACAAAUGUUGACAAGGUGUUCUCGCGUAUUAUAGAGACAACAGAACACCCGGCAGCUGCUGCAUCAUUUGCCUCCAUUAUGUUUGCUCCAAUGGGCCAGAUAUCCUUUCAGGAGGCACUGUCUAGGUGCCAAAGGCAGGACAUUCCCAUUUCCCUUAUGUAUGGGAAAGAAGACCCGUGGGUUACACCUUAUUGGGGUAUCAGAGUCAAGCAACAGGUGCCAGAAGCACCCUAUUAUGAAAUUAGCCCUGCCGGUCACUGUCCUCACGACGAGGUUCCUGAGGUUAUAAACUAUUUGCUCCGAGGAUGGCUUAAGAAUGUGGAGUCUGAGGGUUCAGUUGACCUCCCAUUUCUUGAAGAUUCCAGCUUUCAAGAACAUGGUGUGUCGAAGGAGCUGGAGUUUGUCAGGACAGGGUCCAAGAAAUCAGUUAGUGUGCGGCUCUUCGGUUCCCAAAUUUCCCUGUGGAGCCAACUGAGCUCAUUCUUGAAGCGGCAUGCCUCCAACAUAAGGGUAGUGUCCAGAUGAUUCGUCCGUAGUUCGUUAGAUAGUAGAAGCUUCAAUUGUAUAUUGUAUUCAUUAUUCUUUAUGUAAAGUAGUCAGGUUGAUGCCUAGAUGUACGAAAUAGAGACAAGUUCAAAUAUUUUAGUGAAUGUGAAUAUGUGUAGUACAGAGUUAGCAUUGGGCGUCAAACAUCUGUCGUGGUUGUAUUCAUAGGAAUUCAAGAUCACAUAUUUUCCUGCUCGGUGAAUACCUGUAAAGUUUGAGGUAAGCAACAGUUUUAUCACCGAACAGUAACUGCAACAACAUUUUCCUGCUCCA